UUAUCUCAUUCUGCGCAUAGAAGAAGAAACAGUUUGCCACGUCAUUCCCGACGCCAUCCCUGACCUCUCUCCCUCUAUAUAACACACAUCCUACUUCACUUCACUUCACCUCACCUCUCAAGGUUUCAGCUCAAAUAACCACAAAAAUAACAAUGGCCAUGAAGCGUGCUGCUACCUCUGCAAUUCGCGCUUUCUCGUCUUCAUCACCAUCAUCAUCCGUGAAUUCUGGCUCGUCAACUAGGCUUCUCCAUGCAUCGGCAGAAAGCAAAAAAAUUGUUGGGGUGUUUUACAAAGCAAAUGAGUAUGCUUCACUGAAUCCUAAUUUUGUGGGUUCCUUGGAAGGAGCUCUGGGCAUUCGUGACUGGCUGGAAUCACAAGGCCACCAGUACAUUGUCACUGAUGACAAAGAAGGACUGGAUUCUGAACUUGAAAAGCAUAUUCCUGAUCUCCAUGUGCUCAUUACUACCCCUUUCCACCCCGCCUAUGUAACGGCAGAAAGGAUCAAGAGGGCAAAAAAUCUGCAACUGCUUCUCACUGCUGGAAUAGGCUCUGAUCAUAUAGAUUUGAAGGCAGCAGCUGCUGCUGGGUUAACUGUUGCAGAGGUCACAGGAAGCAAUGUCGUCUCGGUUGCAGAAGAUGAGCUCAUGAGAAUCCUUAUUCUUGUCCGAAAUUUCUUACCUGGAUAUCAUCAAGUGAUCAAUGGGGAGUGGAAUGUGGCAGCUAUCGCCUACAGAGCUUAUGAUCUUGAAGGAAAGACAGUGGGAACUGUUGGUGCUGGACGCAUUGGAAAGCUUUUACUCCAGAGGUUGAAGCCUUUCAAUUGCAACCUACUGUAUCAUGACAGACUUAAGAUGGAUCCAGAAUUGGAGAAACAGACGGGGGCAAAGUUUGAGGAGGAUCUUGAUUCAUUGCUUUCUAAAUGUGACGUAGUUGUCAUCAACACGCCGCUUACAGAGAAAACAAGAGGGAUGUUUGACAAAGAAAGAAUUGCAAAGAUGAAGAAAGGAGUUCUUAUUGUUAACAAUGCCCGAGGAGCAAUCAUGGACACUCAAGCAGUUGUUGAUGCUUGCUCCAGUGGACAGAUUGGAGGUUACAGUGGAGAUGUUUGGAAUCCACAACCAGCUCCCAAGGACCAUCCAUGGCGUUACAUGCCGAACCAUGCAAUGACCCCCCAUAUUUCUGGAACCACUAUAGAUGGACAGUUGCGAUACGCCGCCGGAGUUAAGGACAUGCUUGACAGAUACUUCAAGGGAGAGGAGUUUCCUCCACAGAAUUACAUUGUGAAGGAGGGCAAACUGGCCAGUCAGUACCUGUGAUGCAGAGCACAAGGUCUAUGAAUAAUGAAUGUAUCUUUAGAGAGUUCUCUAGUUUUCCCUGAGAAAUCAAUAAGAGAGUUGUAAUAAGAGAAUUCAUGGUGGUGACGGUCUCAUCUACCACCUCGUGAUAAACAUGCGUGUACCCAUCUUAAUUCAGCUUUUUUGGUUGCUAGUGGAUGGGCCUUCGUUUGACUCC
Molecule: messenger RNA, 1512 nt
Organism: Populus euphratica (Euphrates poplar)
Lineage: Eukaryota; Viridiplantae; Streptophyta; Magnoliopsida; Malpighiales; Salicaceae
Gene: FDH
Product: formate dehydrogenase
Exons: 6
Coding region: 153-1316 (387 amino acids)
Cellular component (GO): mitochondrion; chloroplast
Molecular function (GO): formate dehydrogenase (NAD+) activity; oxidoreductase activity, acting on the CH-OH group of donors, NAD or NADP as acceptor; NAD binding
Source: RefSeq, a predicted model, not a curated record